Messenger RNA from Oncorhynchus kisutch (coho salmon), 4897 nucleotides. Its product is annotated as sia-alpha-2,3-Gal-beta-1,4-GlcNAc-R:alpha 2,8-sialyltransferase. The coding region runs from base 542 to 1666 and encodes 374 amino acids. Lineage: Eukaryota; Metazoa; Chordata; Actinopteri; Salmoniformes; Salmonidae. Gene Ontology annotation, molecular function: alpha-N-acetylneuraminate alpha-2,8-sialyltransferase activity. The record is from RefSeq and is a predicted model, not a curated record. The transcript has 4 exons. Gene Ontology annotation, biological process: N-glycan processing; oligosaccharide metabolic process.
CAUUUGCAAAAUAUUAUGUGAUUCAGUAUUUUGUACAGUCAGCAAGUAAUAUUCGAUGGUAUGCAUAACACAUUAAGUUUAUUGCUCCCAUCUCUAAACCACGGAGGUGUAAUACAGUCAUGACACUUUUAGUCGCAUUUUCAUCUGGGCUCAACAAACACUUCUCCAUUUGCACCGGAAUAUGUGAAAUGAUUUAAUGGGGAGAGGUUGCGUAGUCGAGACCGGCGAGAAUUUUGCUGGAUUGAUACAUUGACGUGAAUUUCAGAUGCAUCGCCCUAAUGGUAUUAAUCUGUCUGCCUGGAGAGUAUUCAGUUCAGCGCGAAGGCAAGGCAAGGCAGCAGGGAUGAUGUGAGUGCACGAAGACAAAUCGCUAACUGCCAUUUCAACCACAUUGGAUAUUUGCCGUCCAUUUUACAUUGGAAAGCAUGUUUAUUUUGUGUCAUAAUACGAAUAUGUAUAGACAAAAUGAACAUCUAGAAUCGAGGUGAUGAAGGCUGGCACAUUUCCAUCGCUAUUCUUCAAGGAAUGAAAACGCUCCAAGAUGGUCCGCAUCGCAAACGCUCUGGGUCUGGUCAUAUUGAUGGUUGCUCUACUCAUUUUAUCCUUAAUAAGUUAUGUGUCCAUUAGAAAGGACAGCAUCUUCUCUUCCACAAAAAAUGACAAUAUGGGAGGACCACGAAUAAUGUUCCACGCAGGAUUUCGGUCACAGUUUGCCAUGAAUUUCCUGGACCCAUCCUUCAUCCCGUUAACCAAUGCUCUGAAUGAGGAGCUGCAAGGGAAACCCUCCAAAUGGAAAUUCAAUAGGACAGCUUUUUAUCAGCAAAGGAAAGAGAUCUUCCAUUACAUUGAUGUGGCCAACAACUUCUCCCUCACCAAGAACGGUGUGCGCGUUGGCCAGCUGAUGCACUUCGACUACUCCAGUCACAAGUAUGUCUUCUCUAUAAGCAACAACCUGAAGUCACUGCUUCCUGAUGCUUCACCCAUCCAGAACAAGCACUACAACGUGUGUGCCGUGGUGGGUAACAGUGGGAUCCUGACUGGUAGUCAUUGUGGGCCAGAGAUCGACAGUGCCGACUUUAUCUUCCGCUGCAACUUCGCCCCUACCGACUCCUACUACAAGGAUGUGGGCCGGAAGACCAACCUCACCACCUUUAACCCCAGCAUCCUGGAGAGGUACUACAACAACCUUUUGACCAUCCAGGACCGCAACAACUUCUUCCUCAACCUGAAGAAGCUGGAGGGGGCCAUUUUGUGGAUCCCUGCAUUUUUCCUCCACACCUCGGCCACCGUCACACGGACCCUGGUGGACUUCUUUGUUGAGCACAAGGGGCAGCUGAAAAUCGAGCUGGCCUGGCCUGGAAACAUCAUGCAGGAUGUCAACAAAUAUUGGAAGACCAAGAACCUGUCUCCGAAGCGACUCAGCACUGGUAUCCUCAUGUACACUCUGGCCUCGGCCAUGUGUGAGGAGAUCCAUCUGUAUGGCUUCUGGCCCUUCGGCUGGGAUCCCAACACAGGCAAGGAGCUGCCCUACCACUACUACGACAAGAAAGGAACCAAGUUCACCACCAAGUGGCAGGAGACCCACCAGCUGCCCAGUGAGUUUAAGCUGCUUUACAAGAUGCAUGGAGAAGGUGUGACCAAGCUGAGCCUUUCACACUGUUCUUAGACACUCCAUCCUGGGUGACAGUGCGUCAAGAAAUUCAUUUGGUGGAGCUCCAACACAGCAGCUGACCUUGCGCUCACGUAACAUAUUUUGCGACUCGAAGCAGACAAUGCAUGAUUUAGUAGUAAGAUGUAUUACUCUUUCACUCCAGAAACACACCAUCAUACCACCACUGCAUCUUGCCUUUCAGCUUCGUCAUAGGGUAUGUAAUUCACACUUUAGGUUGCGAGGAACAUGGCACAGUAUUUCAAAUGUGAUUACUGGUUGAUGUCAUUAUGAUGCUGAAUAUAUUAUGUCACACUAUCAUAGUACUUAUCAUACAAUAUUUCACAUCACAUUAUUUGCAUUGCUAUCAUAAUUAUUGGGAUAAAUAGAUCAAUACAACACACAUACAUUUUAUGAAAAAUAAUCACUAUUUCCAAAUGAAAGUUUUUUCCAGAAUGUAGGGGUGAGGUGGGGGGCAUAAUUAUUAUUAGGCUAUAGCCUUAUUUCAAAGGGAUUUGAUUGUUCUUUUGAUAUCACUGCUUAGUCUCAGGGAAGGAUUUAAGAGAAGGAAUGUUUUUAUUUUUUUUAAUCAGAUGCAAAAGCUCCCAAUGAGGUGCAAGCAGACACACUGUCUAUUUUCCAUCCCUUUUCAGCAUACAGUGAAGUACCACAGGUGCCAGCAGACAGCCACUGGGCCCAGCCAGCACACUGCACUGCUAACUACAGUAGCAGUGAGAUUUGUUUACAAUGCCCCCUAAUGUAUAUAAUUGCUGCCCUAUUUAGAUAAAGAUACUGUAGUGAUAGCCACAGUCCCACUAUUUUACUGAGAUUCUGGUAAUAUUUAAAUUUGCGAAUGAAUAAUCUACAUUCCAACACCAAGCCAUAGACUGAGCUUAGUUACAGUACACUUUAAAGUAUAUAUAUUGUUGUUAUCAUCCCGCUUUAAGAAUUGUUCUUGAGGAAUUGAAACAAAACAUUCAGAAAAAGUGUCCGAAUUCUGUUUUUAGUUUCAUACGACUUCAACUCUUAUCUAUUUUCAAAAUACCAUUGAACACCAUGGUGCUAAAGGAAAAAGGAAUUUCACCAACCAGUCUUUACGUUGUGGGGUGCAUACCGUAACAGCAUUUUUUUGUUUUAGUCAAACACUGAACGCAGAACUCAUGUUAUGACCCAUGUAUCAACACAGGGUUUUGCUUCCCACCACAAUUCACUGUGUGUACAAAACUUUAAGAACGCUUUCCUAAUAUUGUCUCAAGGCUUACAAAUCUUUCUUUAACCUGUCUCCUCCCCUUCCUCUACACUGAUCUGAUUGAAGUGGAUUUAACAAGUGAAAUCCAUAAAGGAUCAUAGCUUUCACCUGUUCAGUCUAUGUCAUGGAAAGAGAAGGUAUUCAUAAUGUUUUGUACACUCGGUGUAUACAUUACUUUGACUUUUGAGACAUAAUCCAGAGAAAUUAAGUUUUGUUGAAUAAUUGUUGCACCUUGUACAAAGAGCAUGAUACACUAUUGAAUGACACUGCAUGUAAGAAACUAACAAAUUAUUUGUGCUGAUAUUCUAAUUUAAACAGCACCAGAAACAUUGUAUGAAAGCUGUUUUAAGGCAGAAAUUCCUAUCAAACCACUGGGACCAAAAUUCUUUGUUUUACCUUUCUGACAAUUAAAGAACUAAUGUAACUUUAUUUUUAUAUCUCUAGAUUAUAUUUACUCUCCUCAACAAAGUGUUACAUGAAACAUAUACUGUAUCAAGUCAAGCUCCACUAUGUUAGAGGAUUGGGUGUGGAUUGGUACUGUAGCUUUCAGGAUUUAACCAUUGAUGUCUGUACAUUGACUUUGCUCAAACGGUACCAUAUGAUAGCCACAUGAUGACUCACAGCACAUGCUCACAUUGGGAAGGAGGUGAGGUUGGUGAAAACACCACAAGUUGGCUGUAUUUAUUAGACAGAGGGUUUCGUCAUAGUGUACAUGUCAUGCACAAGAUAUGGGAUUGCCCUUAUGAGCAGGGGUAGAAAAUCUUUGGAAUUUACCUUAAAACAUUUUUCUUAUGAGUUCAGAUUUACUAUGCUCAUGAACCAGAUUAUUGGUACUUUUAAAAGACAAGUUAGUCAGUAUUACAUCGACCAUGGGUGUCAUGCUCAUGUAUUUUAGAACAGACCAUUUUUCCCCCAUCAUAGUACUGUCUGCCAUUAUUAUGACACAAAUAUAUGAUACGAAUGUGCCAUUAAUUUGUUAGGUAGUAGUUUACUCUUAGUCCAUACCCUGGUCGCGUAGAUUCGAUUUUAGAUUAAAUUAGAUUUAUAUUUUCACUAAUGUUUAUUUCUUAAAAGUAAAUACACCAAAGAAAGCCCAUUAAACAAGAGAUACUCAUUUAUCUGAAUGUGAUGUGAUUUAAAAUGUUGGCUUAAGUAUGGCAACCAAUGUACAACAAUAUAUUUCAUUCAAUUUAUGUUUUUUAUUUGAUGUGUUGUCAAAUGAUUUCCUGACAUAGAAAACACUUGAGUAGUUGUGUGGUAUAUUUGCCUUUUAUGUCUUGUCUAAUGGGUUCUGUUGUUGAAUUAUAAUGCCUCUAUGAAUGUCCUCCUUUAAAUGCUUCCAUGUACUGAUCAUCUCCAAAGAAAACUACAGUACUACUCACAUAAAUGAAGAGAAUGUUUGCUCCCCCACAUUUCCUUAGAGCAAAAUGUCCAAUGUGUGUGCAGACGCGUUUGUGUUCAAAAGGAAAGGUACUAACAGAAUCCCGGAUUGCAAAUCACCCCAAGUUUGUGCUUGCAUGUGUUUAUUUGCUAAGAACAAACUGAUAAGUCAUCAAAGCAGCCAGCCAUUUUCAUGUCAAAAGGCAAUUAUUGGUAAAACUGACAUUAAUUGUGUUUAAAAUGACAGCAUUUAUUCUUAAGACUUAGGUUUUAAUACAAUUUCAUAUUUUUUUCUGUCAGUACUUAUGACCUCUAAACAUUUUCUAUACUUUCUUAAAUGUGCAUGACAAUUUUGUUCCAGUAAUAAUCAAGCUUAAGUACCAAAUGUGCUCUUUGUCGUAUACAGUAGAACUCAUGGAUCCUGUAAUGCACUUUGUUAUCUAUGUUUGUAACACAAUAAUAGAUUUUCUCAUUCAUAUAUAAGAAAUGUAACCAUGACUGUGAAUGAGUUGUUGCAUAAUCAGUUUUGGAUUAUAUAUUGUCAAUUAUAAAUGUAUGUGCCUGCAUUUUCCUUCCAUCGAUGCCUCAAUGUGUCAAAUAAAAAAGAAACAUACUUUUUA